Messenger RNA from Amborella trichopoda, 1287 nucleotides. RefSeq lists its product as uncharacterized. NCBI's taxonomy places the organism in Eukaryota, Viridiplantae, Streptophyta, Magnoliopsida, Amborellales, Amborellaceae. Gene Ontology annotation, biological process: translational initiation. The record is from RefSeq and is a predicted model, not a curated record. Gene Ontology annotation, molecular function: RNA binding; translation initiation factor activity. Gene Ontology annotation, cellular component: nucleus.
UUUUCUUUACACAAUGAUUUACUUUACAAAAUGAUUUGGCUAUAAACAGUAUUUCAUUUACACAAUGAUUUUCCAUAAUAGCAACUGAAAUCUGCAUCUAUUGGUUUAAGUUUAAAAAAAAAAGGGAAAAAGGAAAAUUCAUACCUUCAAUCUGCAAUUGUGGCUUCGAAGAACACAGUGCGGAUAAAAAUUUCUAUUUUAGAUUUUUUUUUUUAAAUAAAUUUUUUUUUCAAAAGCAUGAAAGUAGCAAUGGCUGCAGUACGCAAAGCAGGACAAAAAAAAACAUAGGUAAAAAAAAGAUACGCUUUUUUGGCCUGAUUUAAAUCGUAUUAUUAAAAAAGCGCACUGUUUUUUUCCAUAUAUCUCUCUGUUCUCUCCCUAUCUCGUUGCAACUAGUCUCUCUCUUGCCAUUGCUCUUUUUCUUCAAGCAGUUGCCCAAAUUUCUCUCUUGCUAUUGCUCUGCUUUCUUCAAGCAAUGGCCCCAAUUUGAAGCUACGUUUUGCACUAUCUCUUCAAGCCAUUGAAGAUUCAAAUUCGAAGUAAGUAAACGAUGAAAGGCGGAAGAAAGAAUCUGAAAAGAGCAGUUAUGGAAGAACAUGUAUCCCUUCAAGAUGGCCUGCGCAUAAUGCAGGUAGUAUCUCUUCGUGGUUCAAAUCUCAUUGAGGUAAUGGAUGAUAGUGGGAGUAAAUCUCUAGCAAUAUUCCCAGCCAAAUUUCAGAAGAGUAUUUGGAUAAAACGAGGGAACUUUGUUGUGGUCGAAGGAAGUGGAAGUGAGAAAGCCCUUGAAUCAGGCAAUAAAAUAACUUGUAUGAUAUCGCAAGUGCUCUUCCAUGAGCAAGUUCGUACACUUCAAAAAUCUUCAGACUGGCCUGAGAUUUUCAGAACGACUGCUUCUGUUGAGGCAAAAGACACAGAAAAAACGAACGAGCAAGUGGAAGAGACACAUUGUUCAAGUGAUGAUGGCCUCCCCCCACUCGAAGCCAAUCUGAACAGAGUGAGACCAGCUGAAUUACUCACCGAUUCGUGCUCGGAUUCGGAUGCUUAAGUGUAAGCAAUUGCACAACUGGGUUGUUUGUUUCUCAUUGCCACAUUUUUGCGAGGUGGGGGAUUUUUUUUAUUGUUUUAUCGUCAAGCGCAAUGAUGCACAGGAAGAGCUGGCAAAAUAUUAUUAUGAUAUCUUUCUAUUGCUCCUUUUAUAUGUAAUGCUCCCAUCAAAAGAGCUUAAACCGUGUGGUACAUAUACCCCUGGCUACAUGAGUAUUUACAAAAAAGAAAAAGUUUCUAUAA